Messenger RNA from Belonocnema kinseyi, 4608 nucleotides. RefSeq names its product zinc finger protein 337-like. The transcript has 3 exons. Gene Ontology annotation, biological process: regulation of transcription by RNA polymerase II. NCBI's taxonomy places the organism in Eukaryota, Metazoa, Arthropoda, Insecta, Hymenoptera, Cynipidae. The record is from RefSeq and is a predicted model, not a curated record. Gene Ontology annotation, molecular function: RNA polymerase II transcription regulatory region sequence-specific DNA binding; DNA-binding transcription factor activity, RNA polymerase II-specific. Bases 306 to 2024 code for a protein of 572 amino acids. Gene Ontology annotation, cellular component: nucleus.
UGAGCGUAGAAUGUAGCUGCCGAGCACUUCCGAGGUAGACUGUAGACUGUAGAGAGAAAUUCGUAAAAAGAGAAAUCCAGAGCCUGAUAUUUGCGCCUCACGCACACGUAGCAAUCGCAGCAAGUAACCGUCGUCAUCUCGAGGAAGUUAGGCCACGACUCAUGUACCGUUAACUCAUUCCGAAUUCGCCGCAGUCGCAUUCGUGUGCUGAGUGCUCACCCAGCUGAGGAUUGGGAACGCUUAUUCACGAGCAACGAGUGCACCAGUUGCGGUACACAAACCAUUCGGCUUGACUGUUGUGAAAGAUGAAUUUCACACCAUUCCCCGGUUUCACAACCGGUUCGUUGCCAGCGGGUACGGUGCAUCAAUUGGCCACGGCAAAGUUUGCACAAAACCUUACAACUGAUGGUCAACAACAACUCGUUGGAGUCUUAACUGGAGGAGAAGGAGGCGUGCAAUACCUUCGGCCACUCAACACGAAUGGCUUUGCUACCAUCUCUGGUGGCAACAAUCAGCAGCAGCAAAUAAUAACUCUGCCAAUCACCGUACCUGGAAAAGAUGGCACACAGCAACAACAAACUGUUCAAAUCCAGGUGGUAAAUCCGAAUGUUUCUCAAGGCGGAAACAGCGGAGAUCAACCCAAGUACCAUUUAGCGCCAAUCUCACUGGGACAAUUCCCUCAAGGUGGUGCCACGGUUCUCCAAAUUGCUUACAGUCAGCAGGGUCCCGAUGGAGUUCAAAUUCAAGUGCAGCCACAGAACACUGCGGCCACAACCCAAACAAACCGUUUUUUUGCUGCCAGGUCGGAUCAAACGACACAGAGUACAUCGACCGCCGUGACGACCACCUCACAGCAGACGAUUCAACAAACUGUUCAACUUCCUGGAGCUCCCGAGGGCUUGACUGUUGUCGCUCAGAUCCCACAGGACCUCAUUCUCCGGGAGGGAAUGGAGGACUCGAAGGAGGAUAUCAAGGAGGGUAUAGCCACUACGCCCGUAGCCCUGAUCAAACGAGGCAGCGUGAAAACCCAAGGAAACCAGAGCAGCGCGGAUGAGUUCAUCACCUCGAUGCCAGCCAGUUGGACGAGUCUGGCCACUCCUGGAUCCACCGUCGCCGACUACCUUUCCAGGUUACCGGCUAGCACGCUACCUCUGAGUUUACAUCACUUUCUCAAAUUUUCGGCUGAGACGAUAAAGCGAGAGGCCGCAGUGGAGGCCAGCUCUCACGAUGCCGAUGGCAUGGACGCCUCUGGAAGCACUGUUUCUGGAGAGCAGUCUGUGCAAAUAACCGUCGCUGGAGGUGAAACUGAGAUUAUUCCCGAUGUCGUCGAUGACCAGGAACCCGGCGUCAAACCUAAACGCAAGAAGAAAUACAAGAAGAAGCCCCCAAAGCCUAAGAAGCCAAAGCCAGGCCAGGUCAGCAUAGUCACUGCCCUUGAUGGAACGACUUUGUUCUGCUGUCCCCAGUGCAAUAUGGCGUAUCCCGAGAAAGAACUCCUGGAGCAGCAUCUCAUUGGUCACAAGAUCGAGAGGCGCUUCAUCUGCGACAUCUGUGGCGCGGGUCUCAAGCGGAAGGAGCAUCUUGAGAGGCACAAACUUGGACACAAUCCCGAUAGACCGUUUAUCUGCUCUGUGUGCAUGAAGGGAUUUAAACGAAAAGAACAUCUGAACCUCCACUUCGUUAUUCAUUCUGGACAAAAGACGGAGGUCUGUACUGAGUGCGGAAAGGCCUUCUAUCGAAAGGACCAUCUGCGGAAGCACGCAAGAUCACAUCUCGCGAAGAGAGCGAAGGAGGAUCCUCUGGGUCCCUCUGACAACUCGCAGAAUCAACAGAACGAUCAAUCUCAACAGUCUGAAAUGCAACAGUCUGUAUCCGAAUUACCCCAGAUUCAGAUUCAAUUGGGGCAAGGACCUCAGGCGCAGAUUCAUCAAAUAUCCGUCAGCGAACAGUCUACGGUUGUUCUUCCUACGGCAGCCGAAACGGGCGCGAUCACGAUGCUGCACCAUCAACAACAACAGCAUUAGCAACAGCCUACCGCCCAGGGUCAAACCGGGCGGUUUUUCCGAUUUAACCAUGAGCAAGCUAAGGGCCGAGCGAAGCAGAACAGCACGAACUGAACGAGAUUGGGCAUUGUGCUUUUGCACUAGUUUUCAAAGGCUUUCACUUUUUUGAAAAGCAUCCACUAUUCGCAGUUUACUUUUGGCUACAGUUAUAGCUAUGAGUUACUAGACAUUAAGUAAUAGUUGCUGAAAAAAUUUCGAAAAAAUACUGUUCAUACGCGUGUUUUUUCAGCCGUAGUGAAAGGAGACAUGGUUUAUGAUGGCUUGGCUUGUUUCACAACAAUUUUUGACGUUUUUGUAGCCUGAAAUUGAAGUUUUUUGUUAAUUUGAAAAAAGCAUGAUCAGUAUGUUCGAAAUUUUUUUAAACUACUACUAAUAAAUUUCAGUAAUUAGCCGAAAAUAUUUAAUAUAAGUUUCCUUUUUAUGAAUAAUUUCUUCAGCCGUUUCUGCGAUGCAAAGCCUGGUUUGCGCAAUUGGAUAAAAACGUACACGUUGUAGAGUACGUCACCGUGGAAGUUUGAAGUUAAUUCAGUUCGACGACGCGAAUUAGAAUGUUAACGAAUAAAAUUAUAUAUACACAAAAAAAAAAUAUAUAUAUUAUAUAUCAAUAUAUUUUUGAGAGCGCGAACUGGAUUCGCCAGGGGAUGAAUGCCGAUCGAAUUUUUGGCCAGAAACACGCUCUUGUAGGGUAAAGGGACUUUUGUGACGAGGCAGAUAAUAAGCCACGAAUCAUCAAGGUCCUAGAGUUGACACUGUAAAUAACUUACUAACGAGCGGGUUUUCCAUCCAACGGUUUCGAAAGAAGACUGCGAAGUGCAAAUAUGGAAAUGUUUUUUUAAUUAUUUUCUUUUUAUUUAUUUUACCCUACUUAAAGAAUAAUUAUUAAGUACGAGAAUCACAGUGGAAACGUGUUUUUAUAGGUAAAAGUAUUAUUAAGCGUACGUCAGGUACAGUCGCUGUCGACCCAUUCGCUUCUGGAAUCAGUCUUUCUUUAAAAUUUACAUUUAACCAGUGAGAGAAAGAGAGAGAGAGAAAUGCCUGACUUUUGGAAAACCGCGUAUUCGUUUUGUAAUAAUUUGUAUGGUCUUUUUUUUUAUGUUAUUGUAUUGUAUUGUUUUCUUGCGCCGUAAAGCGAAUGGGUUGAGGAUUCCGCAAGUUUGACCAGUGGCAGUUUCUAAAAUUAGAUUUGAAGACUUGACUUGCUUAGAGGGGCCAAAAAUUCGAGGAUUAAGACUCAAAAAGGCCAAAACAACGAAUCACUUUGACAAGCCAGAAUUAUAAAUUUGGCACCGAACUUGUAAAUAUCUUGAUCUUGCAUAUAAAAAAAUCUAUCUGGGGAUGUAAAAACUUAAUUCUAAACUAAGAAAUAUACUUUGGAAUGUAAAAAUUAGAAGGUUAAGUCUUCAAUAAAUCCUUGGACUAAUUACAAAAUAUUAAAAUAAUCUAUGAGGCUUUAAGAAAAGAAAUGUUAGUAAAGGCUUUUCUAGUCUUGAUUCUGUUUACUGUGAACAAUUAUUUUAUGAGCUCUGUGACUGUUGCUGGUAGAUCCAUUGCGAAUCGUAAAUCUCAUCGACGCUGAAGGCUCGAUUCAUGUGUGCAACCAUGAGUCUGUUCGAGAAUUGUACUAACUUCGGUAAAAUUAAAUAAUUGAGUGAUUUAUUUCAAGUUUAUUGAAAGACUUGAGGCAAUUGAGUGCAAAGGCUUGCAACUUUUUUUUUAUAAUGUUAUUGAUCGAAUUUUAAUAGCGAUUUGUUCGACACAUUCGAGCUUCAGGGGAUGAGUGAAACAUCGCGUGCCGAAAGCAGAGAUUUAUAUUUUGCACAUGGUUAUCUAAGACUUGAUUUUAUAUUUCCAGGUAGCCUUGAAAUCAAAUGAAUACAUCUGAAUUUGUCUAAAGUGUAUCAUUGUACAUCAUCUUUCGUCGAUUGCUCCCAAAAAGCAUAUUAUAAUUUAAUAUAUUCAUACAUAAAAGACACGCAAAGUGUGAAAUGUUGGAAUUCAUUGAAAAUUCCAGUAAUGUAUCCGAAUGAGAGAAUCAGUUUAGCAAGAGACGCAUCAUUCGUAGAAGAAAAGCAUUUUUCCAUAAUCAAUGUUUUGUAUCUAACGGUUUCUUUUAUAUUUCCUAUUUAAUAAGGAGCUUCUCAUCUAGCAAUUUAAACUUUGCUAAACGUAUCCAACGUUUAAUUUUGGCGAAAGAACCGGAUGAACUGACGAGUGUUAAUUUCGGUGCCUAGGUGGCUAAACUCGAUUACACAGUGAAAAAUAAAAAUUGGAAUUGUAAAAAAAAGAUAAUCGUGUUGACCUUGGGACGUAAGCCUUUUCGGAUUAUUCUCGAAAAUGCAGAUAUACAUAAAUAAUUUAAAAAAAACUUUUAUUGUAAGUAUCACAAUUUAAGGCAUGGGUAUAGAUCUACGAAAAGUAUAACUAUUAUUUUAUUAAUAUUAUAUUAUAACUAUCAUCGUAGAGAGUACGGAUAGUCUUUAAGUCUUUUCAUUGUUACUUCCUGAUAUUGGACAAAUGAUAAAAUAAAACGUACCUUUAAUACAAU